Emiliania huxleyi CCMP1516 is the source of this 225-nucleotide messenger RNA. RefSeq lists its product as hypothetical. The coding region runs from base 1 to 225 and encodes 74 amino acids. The record is from RefSeq and is a predicted model, not a curated record. Lineage: Eukaryota; Haptophyta; Isochrysidales; Noelaerhabdaceae. The transcript has 2 exons.
AUGAGUUCGACGCGGUCGGGGGGCCUUGCGGAGAGGCCAGCGAGGUGGCGAUCGCUGUACUUCAUGGGGGUCAUCAAGUGUCUGACCGCGACUGACAAGCCAGAGGUCGAUACUCUGGAAUCUUCUCUUCUCGAGUUGCUGGACCCCGCCAUGGAUGGCCUCGUCGAUCGAUCGAUGAGGCCGCUCGCCGAGCUCGACCUGAACGCUCAGCGGCACGACCGCUGA